Messenger RNA from Vicia villosa (hairy vetch), 1643 nucleotides. RefSeq lists its product as uncharacterized. Lineage: Eukaryota; Viridiplantae; Streptophyta; Magnoliopsida; Fabales; Fabaceae. The record is from RefSeq and is a predicted model, not a curated record. The transcript has 2 exons. Gene Ontology annotation, molecular function: protein binding. The coding region runs from base 514 to 1512 and encodes 332 amino acids.
AUUUAUUUUAAAACCAAAUGAUUCAGAUUCAUUCUCAUAUAAAUAUGUCAUUUUCAUAUAAAUAUGUCAUUCUCAUAUGAUACACCCUCUUAGGUAUAGUAUAUUUUAUGACGAGCUAUUUAUUAUGGUCCUACAAAACUGGAAGGAUCAAGGAUUAGUCUCUACUGUUGCAUGAAGAGUAUACAGGGUUUAUACCAAAAUGAAAAGUUGCUUAAAAUAGUACUAAAAUGAAAAGAAAUAUGAUUUUCCACAAUAAAUUACCUGUCCGUUUAAUUUGGAGAGAAGUUAAUAGAAAUUGAAUUGAGAAGAAAAAACAAAGAAAAUAGAAGGAAGGUUAUAACAGAAAUAUACUAAUAAUAAUAAAUAGGAAAAGGCGAAAGCAAAGAAAUAGCAUAACUAAAUUUAAUCAAUUCCUAUGAUCUUUAGAUAUCUAAUCUGUAUCCUUUUCUUUCACCCCAAAAUCACUCUCCAUUUUUAUACUUUUUAACCGCAAACAAAAACAAACAACAAUACAUGGAGAAAAUGGAGGAUGAAUCUCCCAGGAAUAAAGUCAAAUUCCUCUGCAGUUAUGGCGGGAAGGUUCUUCCCCGACCCUCUGAUGGAGUCCUUAAGUAUGUAGGCGGCGAGACUCGCGUCAUUUGUAUUCCUCGCGAUGUAACUUUCGCAGAUAUGAUGAAGAAGGUGAGUGGCGUGGUUGAUGGCGAGGUGGUGUUGAAGUACCAGGUGAUUCCUGAAGAACUUGAUACAUUGGUGACUGUUAGAACAGAAGAUGAUCUGAAGCACAUGAUUACGGAACUUGAUCGGCACGAGAGUGGUGGAUCGCCAUUGCUUCGCGCGUUUCUAUUUCCAUUGAAGCCGUUGAUAGUUGACAACCAGAGUCAAAUGCAAAUGCAACAAGUAGUCUCGCAUCCACCUCCUGUUGAACCAUAUUUUUUAGAACAGCGUUACCUUGAUGCCAUCAAUGGAAUCGUACGCCAAAGCCCCGGCUCCAAAUAUGCGGCUUUCUCUGCGUGUUCUUCACCAAAAUCAACCUCCCCGGAAGGAUGUACACCCGGGGAAUCGCCCUUCCAUCAUCAAGGUAUGCCGCAGUUACCGAAGGGUAUGGUUUCGAUGCAAAGAGUGAGAAGCUCUCCGAGUUUAUCCAGCCUUACAAGCACCUACAAUAAUACGCAACCGUUACAGCAGCCGCCGCAACCGCAUAAUCAUGGUAUUAGUAGAAGUAGGAGUAGUCAUUAUCAACACCAGCACCACCCUCUUGUUGGACUUAAACCAAUACAAGAAGUAGGGAUGGGAAUGGGGAUGGGAAGAGUAUCUCCAUCUCAGAUGAGUAUGAAUAUGAUGACAGAUAAUAUGAGUAGUAGCAGUAGUAGCAGUAGGGGUAUGAAUUACUAUUACACCAAUGCAAACAGACCCCAUAAAGCUUAUCCAUACCAUGAUGAUUCAGUUGGUCAUGUUGUGGUUGAAAGAGUUCAAUCAGUCCCCAGGAGUCCCAGACCGUACUUAGGUGAAUGACUAUUACUUCAUUCCUCUCCCACUCUUUUCUCAAUUACAUUUUUUCAUUCUUUAGUAUAUAUAUGUACAUUAGAACCAAAGUGUGGUGAGCUCUUGUAAAUCAGUAAUUGUAAAUAAUGUUUUACAAUUUA